This is a messenger RNA of Psammomys obesus (fat sand rat), 5042 nucleotides long. It is a transcript of the gene Ltbp4, whose product is annotated as latent transforming growth factor beta binding protein 4. Lineage: Eukaryota; Metazoa; Chordata; Mammalia; Rodentia; Muridae. The coding region runs from base 36 to 4787 and encodes 1583 amino acids. The record is from RefSeq and is a predicted model, not a curated record. The transcript is spliced from 31 exons. Gene Ontology annotation, molecular function: transforming growth factor beta binding; calcium ion binding.
AGGCCUCCUUCCCCAGCCCCACCCAGAAUGAAGAGAUGGACCAAGUGGAUAGAGGCUGGGCCUCCAGCUUCUCCACUGAGUCCCUGACUGUCUCUGAAGCUUCCUGCAGGGUCCAAAGCUGCCCACCGGACAGGUGCCCAGGUCUGCAGCCGUGCCUGACGCCAACGCCCCCAGUGCCCAGCCCCGGCCCCGGCCCCGUGGAGAAGAAGAGCCAGGUGUCCCUCAAUUGGCAGCCACUGACUCUGCAGGAGGCCCGCGCUCUGCUGAGGCAAAGGCGGCCCCGAGGGCCGUGGGCCCGGGCAUUGCUGCGAAGAAGGCCCCCACAUCGCGCCCCUGCCGGCCAGGCCCGGGUCCUGUGUCCCUUGAUCUGCCACAACGGCGGCGUGUGUGUGAAGCCUGACCGCUGCCUUUGCCCGCCGGACUUCGCCGGCAAGUUCUGCCAACUGCGUUCCGCAGGGGCCCGGCCCCCGGCCCCAGCCGUGCCGGGCCUCACUCGCUCCGUGUACACCAUGCCACUAGCCAACCACCGCGAUGACGAGCACGGCGUGGCCUCGAUGGUGAGCGUGCACGUGGAGCACCCCCAGGAGGCGUCGGUGGUGGUGCACCAGGUGGAGCGCGUGCCGGGGCCCUGGGAGGAGCCGGACCCCGAGGCCCUGGCCCGGGCCGAGGCGGCGGCGCGCGCCGAGGCGGCGGCGCCCUACACCGUGCUGGCCCAGAGCGCGCCGCGCGAGGACGGCUACUCGGACGCCUCCGGCUUCGGUUACUGCUUCAGGGAGCUGCGCGGAGGCGAGUGCGCGUCGCCGCUGCCCGGGCUCCGGACGCAGGAAGUGUGCUGCCGAGGGGAGGGCCUGGCCUGGGGUGUCCGCGACUGCCAGCCGUGCGCCGAGCCCCCGGGGAACUCCAACCGAGCGAGUGGGCCCAGCGGGCCCUGCCCAGCCGGCUUCGAGAGAGUUAAUGGGUCCUGCGUGGAUGUGGACGAGUGCGCCACAGGUGGGCGUUGCCAGCACGGGGAGUGUGCCAACACUCGUGGCGGCUACACGUGCGUGUGUCCGGACGGCUUCCUGCUGGACUCGUCCCGCAGCAGCUGCAUCUCCCAGCACGUGAUCUCGGAGGCAAAGGGGCCCUGCUACCGCGUGCUCCAUGACGGCGGGUGCUCGCUGCCCAUUCUUCGAAAUAUCACCAAACAGAUCUGCUGCUGCAGCCGAGUGGGCAAGGCGUGGGGUCGAGGCUGCCAGCUCUGUCCGCCUUACGGUUCAGAGGGUUUUCGGGAGAUCUGUCCAGCUGGGCCCGGUUACCACUAUUCAGCCUCUGACCUCCGCUACAACACCAGGCCCCUGAACCAGGAUUCGCCUCGAAUGCCUUUCAGUCAGCCUCGCGCCCCGCCAGCCACCUCCCGGCCACCCACAGGCUCUCUGCCCACUCGUCGCCCUGAGCCCCGGCCCCAGCCCCGGCCUGAGCCCCAGCCCCGGCCUGAGCCCCAGCCUCGGCCUGAAUAUCCCUUGCCCAGCAUCCCUCCGUGGACCGGUCCCGAGGUUCCUGAAUCAGGUCCGUCUCCCGGCGUGUGCCAGCGGAAUCCCCAGGUGUGCGGUCCUGGACGCUGCGUUCCUCGGCCAAGCGGCUACACCUGUGCGUGCGACCCAGGAUUCCGGCUCGGCCCCCAGGGCGCUCGCUGCGUCGACCUGGACGAGUGUCGCCGCGUCCCUACGCCCUGUGCUCCCGGGCGGUGCGAGAACACGCCAGGCAGCUUUCGCUGCGUGUGCGGCACGGGCUUCCGAGCAGGCCCGAGGGCGGCGGAGUGCCUGGAUGUGGACGAGUGCCGCCGCGUGCCGCCGCCGUGUGACCGCGGGCGCUGCGAGAACACGCCAGGCAGUUUCCUAUGUGUGUGUCCCGCCGGGUACCAGGCAGCGCCGCACGGAGCCGGCUGCCAGGAUGUGGACGAAUGCAUCCAGAGCCCAGGCCUGUGCGGCCGCGGAGCCUGCGAAAACCUGCCGGGCUCUUUCCGCUGUGUGUGCCCGCCUGGCUUCCGCGGCUCGGCGUGUGAAGAAGACGUGGACGAAUGUGCCCAGCAGCCUCCGCCCUGCGGGCCAGGCCGCUGCGACAACACGGCCGGCUCAUUCCACUGCGCCUGCCCAGCUGGCUUCCGCUCCCGAGGACCAGGGGCCCCCUGCCAAGACGUGGAUGAGUGUGCCCGGAGCCCGGAGCCCUGCACCUAUGGCCGUUGUGAGAACACCGAAGGCAGCUUCAAGUGUGUCUGCCCUACCGGCUUCCAACCCAACGCUGCUGGCUCCGAGUGCGAGGACGUGGACGAGUGUGAGAACCACCUGGCGUGUCCUGGCCAGGAGUGUGUGAACUCGCCUGGCUCCUUCCAGUGCCGGGCCUGCCCUGCUGGCCACCACCUGCACCGUGGCAGAUGCACAGAUGUGGACGAAUGCAGCUCAGGCACUCCUUGUGGUCUCCACGGCCAGUGCACGAACACCGAAGGCUCCUUUCACUGCAGCUGCGUGCCAGGAUACCGGGCACCAUCUGGUCUGCCCGGGCCUUGUGCAGACAUAAAUGAGUGUCUGGAAGGCGACUUCUGCUUCCCCCACGGAGAGUGCCUCAACACGGACGGUUCCUUUGCCUGUACUUGUGCCCCUGGCUACCGGCCGGGACCUCGAGGAGCGUCUUGUCUGGAUGUAGAUGAGUGCAGCGAGGAGGACCUCUGCCAGAGCGGCAUCUGUACCAACACUGACGGCUCUUUCGAGUGCAUCUGCCCUCCUGGACACCGGGCCGGUCCAGAUCUUGCCUCCUGCCUCGACAUCGAUGAGUGUCGUGAACGGGGACCUGCCCUGUGCGGGUCUCAGCGCUGUGAAAAUUCUCCGGGCUCCUACCGCUGUGUGCAGGACUGCGAUCCUGGUUACCACCCUGGUCCUGAGGGCACCUGUGACGAUGUGGACGAGUGUCGAGAGUACGGCUCGGCGAUUUGCGGCGCCCAGCGCUGUGAGAACACACCUGGCUCCUACCGCUGCACGCCAGCCUGCGACCCUGGCUACCAGCCCACGCCCGGGGGCGGGUGCCAAGACGUGGACGAGUGCCGGAACCGGUCCUUCUGCGGCGCCCACGCCAUGUGCCAGAACCUGCCCGGCUCCUUCCAGUGCGUCUGUGACCAAGGCUAUGAGGGCGCCCGGGACGGGCGUCACUGCGUGGAUGUGAACGAGUGUGAGACGCUGCAGGGCGUGUGUGGCUCCGCACUGUGUGAAAAUGUUGAAGGCUCCUUCCUGUGUGUCUGCCCCACCAGCCCCGAGGAGUUCGACCCCAUGACUGGACGCUGUGUGCCCCCACGGACUUCUGCCGGCACGUUUCCAGGCUCACAGCCCCACGCACCUGCCAGCCCCAGUCUUCCAGCCAGGCCUCCACCCCCACCCCCACCCCGAAGACCCAGCCCUCCCAGGCAGGGUCCUGUGAGCAGUGGGCGGCGAGAGUGCUACUUUGACACGGCGGCUCCAGACGCCUGUGACAACAUCUUGGCCCGGAACGUGACGUGGCAGGAAUGCUGCUGUACUGUGGGCGAGGGCUGGGGCAGCGGCUGCCGUAUCCAGCAGUGCCCGGGCACUGAGACAGCUGAGUACCAGUCACUGUGUCCUCACGGCCGCGGCUACCUGGUGCCCAGUGACCUGAGUGCACGGAGAGAUGUGGAUGAAUGCCAGCUCUUCCAGGGCCAGGUGUGCAAGAGCGGAGUGUGCGUGAACACCGCCCCAGGCUACUCUUGCUACUGUAGCAACGGGUUCUACUACCACGCGCAAAGGCUGGAAUGCAUUGAUAAUGACGAAUGCGCCGACGAGGAGCCGGCGUGUGAAGGGGGCCGCUGCGUCAACACGGUGGGCUCCUACCACUGUACCUGCGAGCCCCCGCUGGUGCUGGACGGCUCCAGGCGACGCUGCGUGUCCAACGAGAGCCAGAGCCUCGAUGACAACCUGGGAGUGUGCUGGCAGGAAGUGGGCCCUGACCUGGUCUGCAGCCGCCCACGGCUAGACAGGCAGGCCACCUACACAGAGUGCUGCUGCCUCUACGGCGAAGCCUGGGGCAUGGACUGCGCGCUCUGCCCUGCCCAGGACUCAGAUGACUUUGAAGCUCUCUGCAAUGUGCUGCGGCCCCCAGCCUACGGCCCGCCGCGCCCAGGAGGCUUUGGACUGCCCUAUGAAUAUGGCCCAGAUAUAGGCCCACCUUACCAGGGUCUCCGGUACGGACCGGAUCUGUAUCCGCCGCCUGUGCUCCCCUACGACCCCUACCCACCCCCUCCUGGACCCUUUGCCCGCCGGGAGGCCCCUUAUGGCGCACCACCCUUCGACAUGCCGGACUUUGAGGAUGACGGCGGCCCCUACGCCGAGUCUGAGGCUCCCGCUCCACCUAGCCGAGGCACUGGCUGGUCUUACCGGUCCAGAGACACCCGAGGCUCCUUCCCAGAGCCUGAGGAGUCCUCCGAGCGUGGAGGCUAUACAGGAGCCUUGUCUGAGCCCUAUGAGGGCCUGGAGGCCGAGGAGUGCGGGGUCCUGGACGGCUGCGCCCACGGCCGCUGUGUGCGCGUCCCCGAAGGCUUCACCUGUGACUGCUUCGAUGGCUACCGCCUGGACAUCGCCCGCAUGUCCUGCGUGGACAUCAACGAGUGUGACGAGGCUGAGGGAACCUCCCCACCGUGCAUCAAUUCGCGCUGUGUCAACACUGACGGUUCGUUCCGCUGUAUCUGCCGUCCCGGAUUUGCACCCACACACCAGCCACACCACUGUGCGCCUGCGCGACCCCGGGCCUGAGCGCCUGCGCCUAGCCUCCGAUUCCACCCGCACAGCACUACCCUGCGCACCGGGAGCUUCCAGAGCGUGCCUGCCUCCCUCUAGCCUGCUCCUGAGCAAGGAGGUCAGACAGCCUGGACGUAGGAUGGAUGGACACAAGGGGUGCCUUUCACUGCUCCUCCUCCCCUGCCUGGGGCCUGGCCUGGUCCGGUCCUGGGUCCCCUGACACACUUUUUGCCCUUUUAUAAAGAUUUCAAUUAAAACACCUAUUUUGUA